This is a messenger RNA of Syzygium oleosum, 3209 nucleotides long. RefSeq names its product ribonuclease II, chloroplastic/mitochondrial. The record is from RefSeq and is a predicted model, not a curated record. Gene Ontology annotation, cellular component: exosome (RNase complex); P-body. Lineage: Eukaryota; Viridiplantae; Streptophyta; Magnoliopsida; Myrtales; Myrtaceae. Gene Ontology annotation, biological process: mRNA catabolic process. The transcript is spliced from 14 exons. Bases 164 to 2557 code for a protein of 797 amino acids. Gene Ontology annotation, molecular function: 3'-5'-RNA exonuclease activity; RNA binding.
UUCCCACACAAAAGCUUGAACCGAAGCAGAAGCAGCAAUCACUCCACUCCACAGAAGCAGCAAACCGCGCGCACAAAACACGCCUCGCUCGAUGCUCGUAUCGGAUAUGAAUCCCGCCUCUCCCGUCCGUCGCCGAUAACCGUCGAUCGACAUCGGAGCCACCAUGAUGACGACGAUUCGGGCCGCCAACGGCUGCUCCUCCUCCGUGCUCCGCUCCCCACCCCCACUCCGCGCCCUGCGCCGCCUCUGCUUCUCCCGCCGCCGCCCCCCCGGGGCGCCCCCCCACCCGGCGGCGGCGGCGCGAUCGAGGGCUCGGUGGUCGGCGGCGGCGGCGGCGGCGGCGCUCCGGUGCGAGCGGAGCUAUUGCGUCCACAGCCUCGUCGAGGGCGUCAUCGAGGAGAUUAGGGAGUCGCGCCGGCGGAGGCUCGCCUGCUCUGCUUCCAAAAUGGCGCUCACCGGCAGCGGAGAACUUUUGCAAGAUAAGCUUGUGAACCGAGCACUGGAGAAAGGGUUGCUGCUGGAGUUCAAAAAAGAUUCUGAGAAAGUAUUGUUGGCAGUCACUCAGAGGCCCGAUGGCAAGAAAAAUUGGAUGGUUUCUGAUCAGAAUGGUGUCUCAUCGUCGAUCAAGCCACAGCAGAUUACUUUUAUCGUUCCCGGUGUUGAAAAUUUUGACCAGAAAGAAAUUUCAGAUUUUUUACAGAGGGCUGAAGAUAACUUGGACCCAACAUUGCUUGAAUUUGCUUGGGUUGAGCUUCUGGAGAAAAAUAAGUCAGUGACAGCGGAAGAAUUGGCGGAGAUGAUCUUUGGCGGUUCAGAACCCUUGGAGAGCUAUUGCGCACAUCUUUUGCUUUCAAAGGAUGAAAUUUACUUCACUGUCAUUGAAGCAAAAGGCUCGCGUAGAAUUUAUGGUCCUCGGCCUGCUGCACAGGUGGAAGAACAGAUCCGUAGGAAGCUUGCACGAGAAGCUGCUGAGAAGGAAAUUGAGGAGUUUGUUCAGUUGUUGACAUCUGCUAAGUUGAUGCCUUACCCUGCUAAACCUCGGAAAUCUUCAUGGCUUACAGAAGAGAAAAUUCGAAAGAAAAUAGAGUCUCUUGAAUGUUACGCAAUUGAUGCAUGCAAAAAUGAUGAGCAGAGGAAAUUAGCGGGCGUGAUCCUGAAGGCAAUGGGACUGACAAAAACAGCUUCAUCUGCAGUGAAUCUUCUCAUAGAUAUUGGCUAUUUCCCCGUACAUGUCAAUCUUGAUCUGUUAAAACUGAAUGUCCCUACCGUGCAUUCAGAUGAGAUAAUAUCAGCUGCUGAGAGUCUUCUUCUGUCACAGUUAGUUGACCUAGAUGAGACUGACCGGAAAGAUCUCACUGACCUGAAGGUGUAUGCAAUCGAUGUUGAUGAGGCUGAUGAGCUUGAUGAUGCCUUGAGUGCAACAAGAUUGCUGGAUGGCCGAAUCAAAGUCUGGAUACAUGUUGCGGACCCAGCCAGAUUUGUUCGACCCGGAAGCUUAGUUGAUAGGGAAGCGAUGAAGAGGGGAACUUCUAUUUUCUUGCCUACGGCCACCUAUCCAAUGUUCCCUGAGACACUUGCUAUGGCGGGAAUGAGUUUGAAACAAGGAGAGCUCUGCAAUGCCGUUACUGUUUCUGUUGUCCUGCACUCUGAUGGAAGCAUUGCAGAAUUCGCAGUUGAUAAUUCUAUCAUCAAACCAACGUAUAUGCUGACCUAUGAGAGUGCAUCUGAGCUGAUUCAUCUGAGCUUAGAAGAGGAGAUUGAAUUGAAAAUUCUAUCAGAGGCAGCCACUCUUCGACUGCAAUGGCGUCGACAACAGGGUGCAAUAGACACAGCAACUCUGGAAACACGCGUAAAGGUGCCUGAUCCUGAGGAGCCAGAACCGGAAAUUAAACUCUAUGUGGAAGACCAAGCUGACCCUGCAAUGAGACUUGUCUCUGAAAUGAUGAUACUCUGCGGCGAAGUUAUAGCCUCCUAUGGUUCUCAAAACAACAUUCCCUUGCCUUACAGAGGGCAGCCACAAUCGAAUAUCGAUGUAUCUGCAUUCUCGCACCUUCCAGAAGGACCAGUUAGGAGUUCUGCUUUGGUUAAGAUUAUGCGUGCCGCAGAAUUUGACUUCAGGAAGCCCAUACGCCAUGGCGUUCUUGGAAUUCCUGGUUAUGUUCAAUUUACAUCUCCUAUCCGUAGAUAUAUGGACCUUCUUGCUCAUUAUCAGUUGAAGGCAUUUCUUCGAGGUGAAUCUCUCCCUUUUUCAGCUGGACAGCUUGAAGGGAUUGCAUCAAGUGUAAAUAUGAAUGCUAGGCUUGCUAAGAAGAUCUGCAACACGAGUCUCCGUUAUUGGAUACUGGAAUUUUUGAGAAGGCAACCAAAGGAAAAGAGAUAUCAUGCACUGAUUCUAAGAUUUAUUAAAGACAGAAUUGCAGCAUUAUUGUUGGUUGAGGUCGGACUUCAAGCUUCGGCAUGGGUGUCUGUGGGGAGGGACAUUGGGGAUGAAAUAGUAGUUCGGGUGGAAGAAUCUCAUCCACGGGACGAUUUUCUUUCUCUCAGGGAGGUCAUUUGAGGCAUACAGAGAUAUAUUCGACGGCUUAUCAACACCUUUUCGUCACGUUGGGAGUCCAUGAUUGAUUAUCAGAAAGCAAGUUUCUGUUCUCAUUGUUAUCAACAUGAAUUCAGAGAGUGAUUCUUUUCUGAGUUGCUGCUAUCACCCACUGACAGAAAAUUGGGAACCCAAAGCCAGCAGACCUCAGAUGACUCACUUUACACAUAUAAUGAGCUUUUGUGGGCGAAACAUCUUUUCAACGAGUUUCUUCACAUUGCUGUGCUUUCUCGAUGGGCGCUUUGGAGUAAUCAGCAGAAGCGGGCUGACCGUGAGAGUUAGAUUGUCUUUGCGGUUGGUAAUUCAUCUUGCUCCAUUAGGAAAAUAAAAGAAAAUUCACCUUACACUGUCUCGGACGCUUCUCACUUCCAACAGGUGAUGGCAUUCUUCAUUCAUUCAUUCAUUCUAGUGCAUCUGGCAGUAAAUUUGCUCCCGAACUUCUGCGUUGGAAAGAGGUGGUAGGGCGUGCGGAAAGUCGAGCGCAAAUUUUGGCUAGCAAGAUUUGGAAAAUCCAUUUCUUUUGUUGUAUCGAUUCUGUAAUAUACAACGAUUGAUGUAAGCCAAAAGGAAGACAAGUCGAGAAAGCAAAGCAGAGCUAUUUUCCUUGUGCUUCCAA